AUCGGCCCUGAUAAAUGCCGAAGAAUCGAAUCGCGUCGUAUUUUAUAAGUCAUUGCAGGAAUUAUUUUUUAGCUAUUGCUUUAAUGUCUAUCCUAUAAUACCACAAACCAAUUGCACAACUGAUUUAACUAAUUUAGUUGUUAGGCGUGCUUUUCGUUGUUUUUGUAUUAUAAUAAGACGCACGGCAUGGAAACUUCUGAACAAGAAAAAACCGGAGGCAACGACGCCGCGAGCUUAUUUGAAACUCUCGAGAAGACAACAACAGAGCUGGUCGCAAAGACAGUGGUGGAGGAAAUUCGAGAUUCAAAUCCUGACGUGACCAAUUUGGAAACAGUAUUGCCAGAAAAGUGCAAGAGCAAGUCGCCAUCUCCGGCACCCAAGGAUGAUGGCAAAAAUGACGAUGAGGCCAUAACCGCCCGUUCGCGUAGUCGCAGUCGCAGUGGAUCCAGGAAGAGUGUAUCCCGCUCGCGAAGUGGAUCACUGCGGUCACGCAGCGGUUCGGCUCAUUCGGCUGGUUCCCAGCGUUCACGAAGUCGUUCCAAGCAAUCCUUGAAUGGUUCUCGGCGGUCCCGUAGUGGAUCUGCCCGUUCCCGCAGUGGAUCCCAGCAUUCUGGUGCAGCUCCGAGUUCGCCAACUGGCUCCAGACGUUCUCGUAGUGGCUCCAGACGUUCCCGCAGUGGCUCUAGGCGCUCCCUUAGUGGAUCUAAAAGAUCCCGUAGUGGGUCCAAACGAUCUCGCAGUGGCUCUAGACGAUCACGCAGUGGUUCCAGACGGUCCCGCAGUGGCUCCAAGCGAUCCCGCAGUGGCUCAAGACGAUCCCGCAGUGGAUCACAUCGCUCCCGUAGCAGAUCUGGCUCCAGGCGCUCCAGCCGAUCUCGGAGCGGCUCAAGACGUUCGCGAAGUGGUUCGGGGUCUAGACGAUCUCGCAGUGGAUCCGGAUCACGGCGUUCUCGAAGUGGCUCCAGGCGCUCCCGUAGUGGUUCUAGGCGCUCCCGUAGUGGCUCCAGGCGUUCACGAAGUGGAUCGGCGCGUUCUCGUAGCGGAUCUCACCGUUCUCGCAGUGGUUCGCGGCGUUCGCGCAGUGGAUCCGGCUCGAGGCGAUCUAGAAGUGGAUCACGGCGUUCACGCAGUGGAUCCGCACGCUCUAGGAGCGGAUCUAGGCGCUCUCGAAGUGGAUCCAGGCGUUCUAGAAGUGGAUCCAGGCGCUCUAGGAGUGGGUCUCGACGUUCCAGGAGUGGAUCCAGGCGAUCGAGGAGUGGUUCUAGGCGAUCUAGGAGUGGAUCUAGGCGGUCAAGAAGCAGAUCGAGGAGUGGAUCUAAGCGAUCUAGAAGCGGAUCCAGGCGAUCACGAAGCGGAUCUAGGCGGUCUAGAAGUGGUUCCCGUUCGCGUAGUCGAUCCAAUAGUGCUGCUUCUCAAAAGGGAGCUCGAUCCCGGUCCGGCAGUGCUAUUUCCCAGAAUGGAGCUAGGCGCAAAAGAUUAGCUAUUAGUGAUUCCGAAGACGAAGAACCGAAGGUGGCUAAGAAACGCGCAAAAAUUACCGACACGGACAACGAGGAGGAAGAAGGCGAGAAUAAUGGGCUCGGCAAAGAGAAGUCACAAGACAAAAUCACAGAAAGUUCAGACGAUGAGAACACGCCAAUUUCAAAUGAACCAGAUAGCAGCAACUUUAUUUCAGACUUUGAUGCAAUGCUUCUGAGAAAGAAGGAAGAGAAGCGAGUGCGUCGUCGCAAGCGAGAUAUCGAUCUGAUCAAUGACAAUGAUGAUCUGAUCGAUCAGCUUAUUAUUAGUAUGAAGAACGCCUCGGAUGACGACAGAGAACUGAAUAUGAUGGGUAAACCGGCUACAAAGAAAAUUUCAAUGCUAAAACAAGUGAUGUCACAGCUCAUUAAGAAGCACUUACAGCUCGCCUUCUUGGAACACAAUAUACUCAAUGUACUUACAGAUUGGUUAGCGCCCCUGCCAAACAAAAGUCUGCCCUGUCUUCAGAUACGCGAGAGUAUUCUUAAACUCUUGUCAGAUUUUCCUACCAUAGAAAAGGGACUCUUAAAACAGUCGGGCAUCGGCAAGGCUGUCAUGUACUUGUACAAACAUCCUCAGGAGACAAAGACGAAUCGCGAUCGAGCUGGUCGCCUGAUUUCCGAAUGGGCCCGCCCGAUAUUUAACCUCAGCUGCAAUUUCUCAGCCAUGAGCAAAGAGGAGCGGCAGGAACGUGAUUUAGCGCAAAUGUCUCGCCAUCGCCAUAAAAGUGUAGAACCAGAACCAGCCUCCUCCAGUCAAGCCCAAACCCUGAAUCAGACGUUGUCCAAUGAGGACAAGCUGCUUCGACCUGGAGAUCCUGGCUGGGUGGCACGCGCUCGUGUUCCCAUGCCCUCCAAUAAGGAUUAUGUCAUCCGCCCUAAGUCCACAGUCGAGGGUGAAAUCUCCACGACAACAAAGCGGAAACCAAACCGAUACGAAAAGCAUAUGAAACGUUUCUUGGACUCAAAGCGCCUGAAGGAGAGCCGCAGGGCCGUCGAGAUAUCUAUCGAGGGUCGCAAGAUGGCACUGUAAGCGGCAUACUAGCUAACUUUAAUAAAUAAUUGUAAUAAAAAUGAAAUCAAAUGGCACGAAUUGAAAUCCAAAUCAUAGAACAAAAUUAAAGAAUAUAUUUUUGAAUAUAAUUAAAAAUGAAA
Messenger RNA from Drosophila eugracilis, 2672 nucleotides. Its product is annotated as IWS1-like protein. The transcript has 6 exons. Lineage: Eukaryota; Metazoa; Arthropoda; Insecta; Diptera; Drosophilidae. The record is from RefSeq and is a predicted model, not a curated record. Gene Ontology annotation, biological process: poly(A)+ mRNA export from nucleus. Gene Ontology annotation, cellular component: nucleus. Bases 187 to 2550 code for a protein of 787 amino acids.